AUGAAAGAUUAUCUUAUUUUUCUUGCGCAAAGUCACCCUGGUUUUAGAAAAGCGGAACUUGAGUCCUUGGCUAAUCUUCACGGAAUAAAGGCAGAUUUUUCAAAUCACAAUGAAGAACAUCCUUUUUUGAUGGUAAGUCUGCAAAGUGACGAAGAGGCAUACAAGCUUAUAGAUCGGGCAAUUUUGUCAAAGGGGAUAUAUGAGUUGUGGGGACAUGGAAACUCUUUUGAGGAAUUGCACGAGAGUGUGAAGUCUAACAUGGCAGAACUUCGAAAACCUUAUCUACUCAACACAUUCAAGUUUGAAAAUCUUACCUUUCAAGGAGGCAAAAAGUCUAGGGAAGAACAGAUUAAGAUGUACGAGAAAUUUGUGUAUUUGGACUUCAAGGGUAAGAUUAGAAUGAAAACCCCAGAUCAAACAUUUACUAUCUUAGAGCAAUAUUCAUUGGGUGCAGAUUUAUUUCCACUAGAUCAUCCAGAUCAUUGCUGGUUCGGAAGACAAAUCAACUUGAGCGCACGGAGUAGGGGUGCUGUCGAGAAGUAUGAUAUCAAAAAGAGACCUUACUUUGGGACAACGUCGUUUGAUGCAGAAUUGUCGUUAUUCACCUGCAAUAUGGCACAAGUUCGUCCUGGCGAGCUCAUUUAUGAUCCGUUUGUGGGAACGGGGUCAUUUCUAGUCACCGCAGCAGAAUUCGGAGGCAUUACUAUUGGAUCGGAUAUAGACUUUCUCACUUUGAAGGGUAAGGGUCCAAAGAGAAGAUUGAAGGACAAUUUCGAUUACUACGAGGAUCCAUUAUUGUUCACCGACGUUCUCUGCAUGGAUUUCACUAAUAAUGCUUUCAGAAAAGACUUGACUUUCGGAUCGAUUGUCUGCGACCCUCCUUAUGGAGUUCGAGAAGGUGUGAAGGUUUGUGGUACUACGGACAGCAAGAUAGGACGUGAAACUGUUAUGAUCGAUGGCGAGCUAGCGUUUUUGAGGAGAGACUAUAUCCAGCCUAAAAAGACGUAUUCAUUGGAUCUUUUACUAGAUGAUUUACUACAGUUUGCUGCUGAAAGACUGGACACUGGAUCCAGACUAUGCUUUUGGAUGCCAGUCGCUAAUGAUGUCGACAUUCCAACUAUGAUUCCACAACACGAGCAACUUGAGCUUAUAUACGAAUUGGUUCAGGAUUUCCAUAAAUGGUCGAGGAGACUGUUGGUGUAUGUCAAAAGGGAUGACGCUUACAGGGGAAAAACUAUUCGAAGUGAACACCGUGAAGGUAUUAAUAACUUCAGAGAAAGAUACUUCAACAAGUUUUCAAAGGCAAGUAGAGCUCAGCAAUAA
Pichia membranifaciens NRRL Y-2026 is the source of this 1323-nucleotide messenger RNA. RefSeq lists its product as hypothetical. The record is from RefSeq and is a predicted model, not a curated record. Bases 1 to 1323 code for a protein of 440 amino acids. The transcript has a single exon. Gene Ontology annotation, cellular component: cytoplasm. Lineage: Eukaryota; Fungi; Ascomycota; Pichiomycetes; Pichiales; Pichiaceae. Gene Ontology annotation, biological process: methylation. Gene Ontology annotation, molecular function: nucleic acid binding.